Molecule: messenger RNA, 3264 nt
Organism: Anopheles moucheti
Lineage: Eukaryota; Metazoa; Arthropoda; Insecta; Diptera; Culicidae
Product: RING finger protein 10
Exons: 4
Coding region: 665-3022 (785 amino acids)
Biological process (GO): positive regulation of transcription by RNA polymerase II
Molecular function (GO): transcription cis-regulatory region binding; metal ion binding
Source: RefSeq, a predicted model, not a curated record
GGUGCUCGUGCUGUUGUGAAAAUUUUGCAGGAAAUUUUCCUACCACCCGUCGUGUUUUAUCCGGUGGCAAUCGUCCAAAGUUUUGGCUCUUAUACCUCCAAAUUCGUAUCCCUUCUUAUUCUAUCUGUAACACGUCGCGCUCGUGCCCGUAAAGUGCCCUUGGCUGUCCGUAUUCCAUACACCUCAUUAUCUUUCAUCACUGCGUAUAUUCGUGAUCGUGAAAAAGAAAGCGAAAAAGAGUCAAAAUACCAUAGUGGUCGAAAAUUUUCGACAGGUGAUCAGCAGCGUGCGAAAGUCCAACGUGCCUCGAAAGCGCCACGCCUGAGAGCAGUGUGCUCUUCAGCUGCUUUAGCAGAGUUUCCGUGCAUUUUCCGUGUUCUUUCCUACCUACGAAGAAGAAGAAGUAUUUCUUCCAGAUUUUUGUUGAGACUUCACCAACAUGGCAAACUAAAAAGAAAAGAAACAAUGAUGCCGCAACGUAAGGAACUAUUUUCACUCUCCGCCGUCGCAGCCGUCGUCGUCGCUAGCGCAAGCAGCAAACGCAGCAGCCAUCGUGCUGUCUACCGCACCGUAGAAGCCGUUCAACAGGAAGAAGGCUUUUUAAGCGAGUCUCAAACACUCGAAUUGUCCUAUUUGCAAGCUGUAGCAUCAGCCAACGUCCUCCAUGGAGAAGAAUCGCUUUACCAAUCAGAAUCUGUCCAAGGGGCAGAUUUCUGAGGCGAAGAAAAAUCAAGAUGUUUCUGUUAAGUGGCCCCGUCAGUCCAAACGUCGUGGAGAACAAUCGGACAGCAGCAAUAAUCAUCGGCACAGUGCCAACACCGGUAAAGUACCGAGCGCAAACAAAACUCGUAAUCAAAGCAACUACAACUACGAUGCACGGCAACGGUCGCAACGACCAAUCCGAGCAACGGAACAACUUGCCACCGGUGAUGGCGACGUCGGGCGUUCCCUGGAUGAAGAGCAACCGACCUCUAGCGGAACCGCCGGACUAGCGCCACCGGCUCAAUCGAACGCGACGCCCAACAGCGUACGCGGUGAAUUACACUCGGUGUUUACACCCGGCUCGAAGAAACAGAGUCUGAACCACUUGCUGAAUUAUCAUUACGCACCACGCGAACGCGACCAGCCAGUUCGGUUCACGCGCACCGGCAACAUUCGUAAGCUGGCGCACCAGUCACAUGGUAGCUACAACAAGGAACAAUUCCUGCAGGCGAACUGCCAGUUUGUAGUGCGCGCCGAUGAAGACUAUGAAGGUUUACUGUCCGCACCGGAUCAACUGGUGGACUGGGGCAAGGUGGAACAAAUCCACGUGCUCACUUCGGAGGAACCACAAUGUCCGAUAUGCCUGUAUCCGCCGGUGGCGGCAAAAAUGACGAAAUGCGGCCACGUGUACUGUUGGCCUUGCAUUCUGCACUAUCUGGCAUUGUCGGAUAAAACAUGGCGCAAGUGUCCGAUCUGUUACGAGGCGAUCCAUCUGCCGGAUUUGAGAUCGGCCGUUUCGAAACCGUUCCACGCUUACGGUACGGGAGAGUAUGUAACGCUUCAGCUGAUGCGUCGCGAAAAGGGUACUAUGAAGGUGGUCGAAGUGAACGAUGAGCAUCAGAUGGCGAACAUCCGUCCGAUUGUAGGCACUUCGAUUCCACAUUUUGACGCUACCGUUGGUAACAGCAUCCUUACCAAGCUGCUUCUAACCGACACUGUGCAAAUGUUGAGAAUAAUGGAACGCGAACAAACAGAACUUGAGAAUCAGCUCGUGUCCGAUGGUGCCGAUGCACCGGAGAACAUCUUCGUGCAGCAGGCACUAGACAUACUCACGGAACGUCGUACCAAUUUGAAGGCGGCAAAAGCAAUCACGUUUCCCGUUCCAGUGGAAAAGAUUGUACGUGGCAUAUCGAUCUCUUCAAGCGUGUCGGACGAUGCCACUGAACAACAAUCGGAAGACGUUCUCGACGGAGUCGCCCAAGCAAUGUCGACUGGAAGCGAAGGAUCGUCGGAUUUCAUGAUCGACGAAGAAAGUAAUUUCACUGUCGGUGACAUUGCCAUCGUCCCGACCGCACAAUGUACGGGUGAACAUUACUAUUUCUACCAAUCGCUUGACGGGCAACCGUUGUUUCUGCACUCGAUCAACAGCCGCAUGCUGCAAGCAAUGUACGGUAGCCUCGAUCGCAGCCCACACCGCAUAACUGGUCGAGUUGUGCAGAAGGAUUCAUGCUCGAUGGAUGAGAAUUUGCGUCGCCGGUUAAAAUAUCUGGAGCAUCUGCCAGUUUGCACACAGUUCGAUGUGGUCGAGCUGGAUUUCGGACCGACCGCGAGCGAUGGACUCGUGUCAGAGGAGAUAAUGAACUUGUUCCACGACGAGCUAGCUAUGCGCCAUCGCACACGGCAGAAGCGUGCCCGAGCGGAGCAGAAACGCGAGAAGCAAAUCUUUGAGUUUAACGAACGCCAACUUGGUAAAGCGAUGGCCCGUUCUGCUCGCAUUUCCAUCGAAUCAACGAAACAUUUUCCUUCGUGCGGACUUUCGGAGUCUUACCCGGAAGAACCCACCUUGCUCGGAACCAGCCCUGUUGCAAGCGAUAUUUCGAGCUCUCCGGGAUCUAGCGGAUCCGCGAUGUCGUCUUGGUCGAAGAUGGUGUCCACUCAACCCUCCUCUAAUCAGCGUUGGCCUACAUUGGGAGGAGCGACUUCGUCGUCCAAUUCCAGCGCUCCGGCACCGAAGCUAGUGCAAGUAACCGGUAGUCGUAUGGCUGCCACAACGAGCAGCACUUCGCGUACCGGUUGGCGCCAACCAACGUCGGACGUUGAUGAAGACGAAACGGACGAAGAGCUUAUUGCGGUACGUGCCCCACUGUUUAACAACAAUCUUGGCCGUGCUAUUGAGGCAGCACUGGAGAGAAAAACUGCUCAUCAAUACCAAUCCACUUCUGGGUCUGGUUCUGGUUCGGGUACCGCCUCGGGCGCCGCUGGAAAGCGUAAAAAAAAUAAGAAAACGCUACUCUUUGCCUCUGGUAUGAAUAUGAACUAAAUACGAGACUUCGGUUGGAGUUUUAUGUGCGGGUGAGAGCGUUUGAACGGCAAAACUUGUUUAUUCGAUGUGUGUACAAUUACUCCUCCGUUAAGUUUUAAAUAUCCCCAUUAGCUAACAUCUCCGUGUGGAACCUUUUUCUUAUUUUUUUGCCAAAAUUUCAAUUUUCUUCUGUUUUGCUUGCACAUCUGUUCAUUAAUAUAUCCUAUAAGAAGUGUAAUGAAAUCAAUGGGACAACGGAU